AUGGAGACUAGAACCAAGUUGUCGAUCUCCACGACCCUCGACUCCACCCUCUCAACGCUUUCCUCGCCCUCUUCAGCCACACCGCCUUCAUCGAGUUUGGAUUAUGCCCCUACGGAAAUCACCCUCUCUCCACUAUGCCCCCCAAACGAAAUCAUCGCGGCCUCCCGCCUUGACCUCUACACCGAGGGUGAGACGUUACAGCACUGGAUCAAGAUGGUGUUGGACCUCCGUGACGCGAGCCACGUCCAGAAGUAUAAUGGCGAGAGCGAAAGGGCCCUUAUCCUGAUUGGACGAGCUGCCAGGUUGGCUACCGUCGGCGUCCCCCAGCAUCCCGACUACGAAACGGAGUUGAGGCAACACCAGUUUGUGCACAACUGGGAUCGGGUCGUAGAAGAGAUGGUCAUGGAGAUCAAAGGCUACAGGUUGGAGCUGCUUGCCCGCUGGAACCGACGUCAAGAAGACCAACGACGAGCUGAAGAAGCCAAGGCCAAGAAGGCCGCAAAGAAGAGGUCCACCCUCUUGGGGAUCGUCAGCGCGCACCCCAGGUUCAUUGAAACGCGCCGUCGAUUUACGGCUGGUCCCUGA
Messenger RNA from Coprinopsis cinerea okayama7#130, 585 nucleotides. RefSeq lists its product as hypothetical. The record is from RefSeq and is a predicted model, not a curated record. NCBI's taxonomy places the organism in Eukaryota, Fungi, Basidiomycota, Agaricomycetes, Agaricales, Psathyrellaceae. The coding region runs from base 1 to 585 and encodes 194 amino acids. The transcript is spliced from 2 exons.